AUGUGUUAUCCUUUAAGACUACAGCCUGAACAAGAAAUAAGAACAUGUUUAUUAGAACAUAUCAAGACACACCAUCUUAAAGCAGCUUUUAUUCUUACUUGCGUUGGCAGUGUUACACAAGCCACCAUUAGAUUAGCUAAUGCAGAUGAGAUAAUUGAUAUAAAAGGACCAUUUGAGAUAGUUUCAUUGGUUGGAACAUUAAGUGGUGGAGAUGGUGGUCAUCUACACAUUUCACUGAGUGAUGUUGAAGGCAAGGUGAUUGGUGGUCAUGUUAUUGGGAAUCUUAUAGUGCACACCACAGCUGAAAUACUAAUUGGUGAAUGUAAACAUACAGAAUUUAAUAGAGAAAUGGACAGUCAAACUGGUUAUGAUGAACUGGUGGUUAAAUCUAGAUCAUAA
Messenger RNA from Lottia gigantea (owl limpet), 399 nucleotides. RefSeq lists its product as hypothetical. Lineage: Eukaryota; Metazoa; Mollusca; Gastropoda; Lottiidae. Bases 1 to 399 code for a protein of 132 amino acids. The transcript is spliced from 2 exons. The record is from RefSeq and is a predicted model, not a curated record.